Raphanus sativus (radish) is the source of this 2274-nucleotide messenger RNA. Its product is annotated as phosphoacetylglucosamine mutase-like. The transcript has a single exon. Gene Ontology annotation, molecular function: phosphoacetylglucosamine mutase activity. Gene Ontology annotation, biological process: carbohydrate metabolic process; UDP-N-acetylglucosamine biosynthetic process. The record is from RefSeq and is a predicted model, not a curated record. Bases 283 to 1926 code for a protein of 547 amino acids. Lineage: Eukaryota; Viridiplantae; Streptophyta; Magnoliopsida; Brassicales; Brassicaceae.
CCAGUUGUAAAGCUCCUAACAUGCUCCUCAAAAAGUUCCAUUGAUGUCUUCACGUCAGAUUAUAAUAUCAUUCAACUUACAAAAAAAAGAAAAGAUUGUGCAAUAAGCAUGUCAAAAAGGAUGAGAUAGUGAAGGUGCCACAUAAACUAAAGCAGAGAGAGAGAAGAGUCAGUCAUAAAGUCAAAUAAAAAUGCUUCCUUUUUAAGUUUUGUUUCCUCCAUCGUUGGGGAGGACACAUUUUCAUUUCUCUCUCUCUCUCUCUCUCUCUCUCUAACGAACGCCAUGGACGACACCCAGAUCGCAUCCCUCCUAAAAUCAUCAGACCUCUUCCCUCUCCCUCAAAGCCUCAAACUUUCGUACGGAACAGCCGGAUUCCGAGGCGACGCAAGCCUCCUAGACUCCACCGUCUACAGAGUCGGCAUCCUCUCAGCUCUCCGCUCCCUCAAACUUGGAUCCUCCACCGUCGGACUCAUGAUCACAGCCUCCCACAACAAAGUCUCCGACAACGGCGUCAAAGUCGCCGACCCGUCCGGAGGCAUGCUCUCCCAGGAAUGGGAGCCGUUCGCGGAUCAGAUCGCGAACGCGUCUUCCUCCGAAGAACUCGUCUGGUUGAUUAAAGAGUUCGUGGAAAGGGAAAAGAUUUCAAUCGGAGGUGUUGGAGAGGUGUUGUUGGGGAGAGAUACUAGACCUAGUGGUUAUUCUCUUCUCCGCGCUGCGGAGAUCGGAGUCUCCUCUGUUUUGGGAUGCGUUGCGGUUGACAAGGAUUUGUUGACGACUCCUCUGUUGCAUUGGAUGGUUCGAGCUAAGAACAAAGGUCUCAACGCAAGCAAGUAUGAUUACUUUGAGAAUCUCACUACUUCACUUAUGUGUUUGAUUGAUCUUAUCCCAGUUAGCGAGUUUAAGAUUACCAAGUUGGUUUUAGAUGGUGCUAAUGGUGUGGGUGGUCAGGUGAUGAAUGAGUUUUCUUUCUGUACUUUAGAUGUUGAGAUUCGUAACACAGGUUUUCAAGGAGGUGUGCUUAACGAAGGUGUAGGUGCUGACUUCGUUCAGAAAGAAAAGGUUGUGCCUUUAGGGUUUGGUUCCAAGGAUGAUGUUGGGGUGAGGUGUGCUAGCUUUGACGGUGAUGCUGAUAGAUUAGUUUACUUUUACGUUCCUUCAGAGUCUUCUGGUGGGAAGAUUGAGUUGCUAGAUGGUGACAAGAUUCUGUCUUUGUUCGCUCUCUUCGUCAAGGAGCAGCUAAACACUUUUGAUGAUGAUGGUAAGGAAGGGGAGCUAUCUCGUCUUGGUGUUGUGCAGACAGCUUACGCAAACGGUGCGUCGACGGAUUACUUGAAAGGUUUGGGUUUAGAUGUUGUUUUUGCGAAGACCGGGGUGAAGCAUUUACAUGAGAAGGCAGCUGAGUUUGAUGUUGGGAUCUACUUCGAAGCUAAUGGCCACGGGACUAUACUCUUCUCGGAGUCUUUUGUUUCGUUGUUAGUUGGGAAGCAGAAGGAUCUGAGUGAAGGCUCUGAUGAGUACAAUGCGGUUUCUAGGCUAGUGGCGGUGAGUAAUCUGAUUAACCAAGCGGUUGGUGAUGCUAUAAGUGGGUUGCUAUUGGUUGAAGUGAUUCUGCAGCACAUGGGGUGGUCAGUGCAGAAGUGGAAUGAGCUGUACAAGGACCUUCCUAGCAGACAGGUUAAGGUGGAAGUUCCAGACAGAACAGCGGUUGUGACAACUAGCGAAGAAACCGAGGCGUUGAAACCUUUGGGGAUUCAGGAUGCUAUUAAUGGUGAGAUCAAGAAAUACAAGCGUGGCAGAGCUUUCAUAAGGCCGUCAGGUACAGAAGAUGUGGUGAGAGUGUAUGCAGAAGCAUCCACACAAGAAGAUGCUGAUUCUUUGGGUGAUUCUGUGGCUCAGCUUGUCAAAAGCUUCCUUGGUUCAAGCUAAAGGUCCAUCUGGCACUAGAUAUCUCUUCUUCUGGACUUGAUCUUUACCAACGUACACCGCAAGAAACCCCUUUGGCGCUGAAACUGUCCUUUUGCUUGUAGCCCCUACAGAAAGGCCGAUGAUCCUCUUUGCACUCAAGAGACCUCUGAAACAAAGCCAUUUCUUGUGUCUGGAAAUUUGAAAUAUGAAGCUUCUGAGAAAAGGGUAGAUGCUCAGAUUCAAGGUUUGUAUUGAAGAGUUGGUUCUCUGCUUUAAGAUGUAUUAUAUAGAAUUAUAGAUUGAUAAAAGAAUUUAAAACCACCUUUGAACCACUGAAACAAUGGGACAUACACACACCUAUAUUUCACA